Phodopus roborovskii (desert hamster) is the source of this 2877-nucleotide messenger RNA. It is a transcript of the gene Kif18a, whose product is annotated as kinesin family member 18A. Gene Ontology annotation, molecular function: microtubule motor activity; ATP binding; microtubule binding. NCBI's taxonomy places the organism in Eukaryota, Metazoa, Chordata, Mammalia, Rodentia, Cricetidae. The record is from RefSeq and is a predicted model, not a curated record. Gene Ontology annotation, biological process: microtubule-based movement.
CAGCAGAAAGGCAACCAAUGAUGUGGGUCGCUGAGGAAGCUGGCUUGGUUUUGAAUUUGUGGCUGAGCUUGGAGCGCCUGGAAGCCAAGUCGGCCAAGUUGCCUCGGACGCUUCUCCUAGAGAACUACCCAGGCAUUCAUGUGAGCAGGAAUCCAAUAACUAAAAAUGUCUGUCACCGAGGAAGAUUUUUGUCAUCACAUGAAAGUAGUUGUUCGUGUGCGUCCUGAGAAUACUAAAGAAAAGGCAGUUGCGUUCCAUAAAGUGGUUCAUGUUGUGGAUAAACAUAUACUUGUUUUUGAUCCAAAACAAGAAGUAGUCAGUUUUUUUCAUGAAAAGAAAACUACAAAUUUUGAUAUUACUAAAAGGCAAAAUAAAGAUCUUAAGUUUGUAUUUGAUGCUGUUUUUGAUGAAACAUCAACUCAAAUGGAAGUUUUUGAACACACUACCAAGCCAAUUCUUCAUAGUUUUCUGAAUGGAUAUAAUUGCACAGUACUCGCAUAUGGUGCCACUGGAGCUGGGAAGACUUACACGAUGCUAGGAUCAGCUGCUGAACCUGGAGUGAUGUACCUAACAAUGUUAGACCUUUUUAAAUCCAUGGAUGAGAUUAAAGAAGAGAAAGUAUGUAGUACUGCUGUUUCUUAUUUGGAGGUAUAUAAUGAACAGAUUCGUGACCUCUUGACAAACUCAGGGCCACUUGCUGUCCGGGAAGAUGCCCAAAAAGGAGUGGUUGUUCAGGGUCUCACUUUACACCAGCCCAAAUCCUCAGAGGAAAUAUUACAGCUACUAGACAAUGGAAACAAAAACAGGACACAGCAUCCCACCGACAUGAAUGCUACGUCUUCACGUUCACAUGCUGUUUUCCAGAUUUAUUUGCGACAACAGGACAAAACAGCAAGCAUCAAUCAAAAUGUCCAUGUAGCCAAAAUGUCACUUAUUGACCUGGCAGGAUCUGAGAGGGCCAGAACUUCUGGUGCUAAAGGGACACGAUUUGUAGAAGGCACAAAUAUUAAUAAAUCUCUUUUAGCCCUUGGAAAUGUCAUCAACGCUUUAGCAGAUACGAAGAGAAGGAAUCAGCAUAUUCCUUAUAGAAAUAGUAAGCUUACUCGCUUGUUGAAGGAUUCUCUUGGAGGGAACUGUCAGACUAUAAUGAUAGCUGCUGUUAGUCCUUCCUCUUUGUUUUACGACGACACAUAUAACACUCUUAAGUAUGCUAAUCGUGCAAAAGACAUUAAAUCUUCGUUGAAGAGCAAUGUUCUUAAUGUCAACAGUCACAUAUCUCAAUAUGUAAAGAUCUGUAAUAUGCAGAAAGCAGAGAUUUUAAUGUUGAAAGAAAAACUAAAAGCCUAUGAAGAACAGAAAGCUUUGACUGACAAAAAUGACAGUGCAAAAUCAGUACCUUCAAACAUUCAAGUCAAAGAGAUUAAAAGAUUUCAAGAAAUUCUGAAAUGCUUGUUCCAGAAUCGAGAAGGAAUCAGGCAAGAAUAUCUGAAAUUAGAAAUGUUGCUUAAAGAAAAUGAACUCAAGUCACUCUAUCAACAGCAGUGCCAUCACCAAAUAGAGAUGAUGUGUUCAGAAGACAAAGUAGAAAAGGCCACUUGCAAACGAAAUCACCGACUUCAAAGGUUGAAAACUGUUCGCUGUUUCGUAGAGAAAAAGAAGGAAGAGGUGUUAAAACAAUUUGAUGAGAAUACUAAUUGGCUUCAUCGAGUGGAAAGCGAAAUGAGACUCUUAGGUCAAAAUGGUGACAUCCCAGAGGUGCUCAGUAAAGAUCUUCAUUGUCACCAGUUACACCUCCAGACCAAAGACCUGAAAGCACAAAUGGCACACAUGAAGGCUCUGGCUUGUCUCCAAGAGCAGCAGCUCAGUCAGACUGAGGCGGUUUUGAAUGCUUUACUUCCAGCUAAGAAAAAGUAUUGCAUGUCAGAAGAAACUAAUCCGUCAAAUGCAGUUUUUGAUUCUGACUUCAAAGAUAUUGAGCAUUUGGUAGAAAGGAAGAAGGUGGUGGCUUGGGCUGACCAAACUACCAAACCUUCAAACAAAAAUGAUCUUCCAGGGAUUUCUCUUCUUAUGACCUUCCCACAGCUUGGACCAAUUCAGUCUAUUCCUUGUUGCAUGUCCCCAAAUGAACCUGACUUGCUUAACAUUACUCCACAAAAGAGAACCAGGAGAAAAUUAAUACCAUCUUCCUUGCAAGUAAAACAUACUGAGAAGUCUCCACUGUUGGAAAGUACACAGCUCAACGAUUCUUUCAGCAAAGAACUUAAGCCUAUUGUUUAUACCCCAGAGAACUGCAGAAGACCUCUUCAAAACCCAUCCCCAGCCUUAAUAAGGCCUUCAUCACCUACUACAAAUAGAAUCAAUGAUAAUUCUCUGAAAACACUAUGUGAAGUAGAUUUUCCUCUCAACAUGAGAACAGAGUGUAAACAGGAUUUGAACUCUACAUUUACUAUAUAUAAUGAUAUCGACAGCUUGAAGAAUACAUUUUCCAAACAGGAAUCACUACCAAACACCAAAGGUAGUUUACACAGGCUUGAAUCUUCCUCUUUCUCAAGAAAGGACUCUAGGCCUGUGUCAACAAGCAUGCCAUCCUACAUGGCAAUGACUGCUGCUGCGAAGAGGAAAAGGAAACUAAUAAGUGCACCAUCAAAUGCUUCUUUACAAUCUGAAGAAAAUUAUGGAUUUGCCAAACGCAUUCGACAGGAUAAUUCAAGUGAUAAGCUCUUUCAAGGAAACAGAGUAACAAUAGGUUCUAAAAGAAACACCAACAAAAUAAAUUCAAACAUGCUUAGAAAAUUUAGAAGAAACACUUCUAAAGAAAAUAUACACUAAGAAGCCUCUAUGCCCUUUGUCUGGUAUUUGUCCCUGCAGAAAUGUAUU